AUGACCGACGCCGCAAAGAGCGGCCGCCCAGGCAAUCUCGACGCUUCCCAACAAGAGGCGCUUGACCAGUUCCGCUCCACCAUCCAACAAAAGGGCAUCUUCAACCCGGAACGACACGACGACCCUUGCUUGUGCCGCUUCCUCCGUGCUCGCAAAUGGGACCUCGCCGCUACUGAAGCCAUGUUCACCGAGGCUGAAAAGUGGAGAACCGAGUUCAAGGUCGACGAGCUCUACCACUCGUUCGAAUAUCCUGAAAAGGAGAAGGUUGAUCAAUACUACCCCCAGUACUACCACAAGACAGACAAGGACGGUCGCCCCAUCUACAUCGAACAGCUCGGCAAGCUUGACAUCAAGGCUCUCUACCAAGUAACCACGCCAGAGCGCCAGAUCCAGAAGCUCGUCGUCGAAUACGAAAAGUUCCAGCGAGAGCGUCUCCCCGUCUGCUCGGCCACCAAGGGAGAGCUCGUAGAGACCUCGUGCACCAUCAUGGAUCUCAAGAACGUCGGCGUCUCCCAGUUCUGGAAGGUGUCCGGCUACGUUCAGCAAGCCUCCAACAUUGGUCAGCACUAUUACCCCGAGACCAUGGGCAAGUUCUAUAUCAUCAACGCUCCCUACAUCUUCACCACCGUCUGGUCCGUCAUCAAGGGCUGGCUCGACCCCGUCACAGUCGAAAAGAUCAAGAUUCUCGGUCACAAGUACAAAGAUGACCUUGUCCAGCAGAUCCCCGCCGAGAACCUCCCCGUCGAACUCGGAGGAACGUGCGCUUGCCCCAACGGCUGUUCGCUGUCGGACGCUGGUCCCUGGAACACUGAAGAAGGCCGCCAGAUCAUCGAAAAGGUGCGCGCCGAAGAGAAGUCUAAGCGAGAGCAGCACGAAAAGGAUGGUUCCGCUGUCGCCCCUGCCCCCGCCCCUGUUGAACAGAAUGGUUCAACAACCGCUUAG
Messenger RNA from Sporisorium graminicola, 942 nucleotides. RefSeq lists its product as uncharacterized. The transcript has 2 exons. The coding region runs from base 1 to 942 and encodes 313 amino acids. NCBI's taxonomy places the organism in Eukaryota, Fungi, Basidiomycota, Ustilaginomycetes, Ustilaginales, Ustilaginaceae. The record is from RefSeq and is a predicted model, not a curated record.